This is a messenger RNA of Phycodurus eques (leafy seadragon), 4374 nucleotides long. RefSeq names its product cadherin-related family member 1a (gene cdhr1a). Gene Ontology annotation, biological process: adherens junction organization; cell morphogenesis; calcium-dependent cell-cell adhesion. Lineage: Eukaryota; Metazoa; Chordata; Actinopteri; Syngnathiformes; Syngnathidae. Gene Ontology annotation, cellular component: catenin complex; adherens junction; plasma membrane. The record is from RefSeq and is a predicted model, not a curated record. Gene Ontology annotation, molecular function: cadherin binding; calcium ion binding.
UUGGAUUAGCCGGGGAGCAUCUGCCUUUAGUCGGCCGGCAAACACUUUGAGAGGUGCACCUCAUGCGCUCGCCUUCAUGGUGCCACUUCAUCGCUUCAGGUUCUAAAGGAUGAAGCAUGUGAAAAUCGCUCAAUUGCCGUUGAUCUUUGCUUUCUUGCACGUCUGCUUGGCACAGGCAGACUUCGCCCCGAAUUUCUUCGACAAUGGACCGUAUAGCGGCAACGGCAACAUGGCGCUCUUCAGCCUCUCGGAGGACACGCCUGUCGGUACACAAAUUUAUUGCCUUAACGGCACCGACCCUGAGGGCCAGGAGGUGAGCUACGGCGUUUCCUUUGACCCAGGUUUCAAGGAGUACUUCACUGUUAACCCCAAAACGGGAAAUAUUACCUUAGUGCAAAAGCUGGAUCGAGAGAAAGAGGAUUCCUUUGAUGUAAUGGUGAGCAUCACUGACGGGAGAAGCAAGGUUGUGGAACGAGUGACAAUAUUUGUGAUGGACACAAAUGACGAGAAACCCGAAUUCCAAAACAUGCCGGCCAUCAUUGACGUCCUUGAGACCACAGAGUCCGGACACAGCAUCUUCAAAGCGGAGGCUUUGGACAAAGACACGGGUUCGGGGGGAUCGGUCACCUAUUACCUCCUGAACACUCAGUCCACUUUAUUUGCCAUUGACAGACACAGCGGAGUCAUUCGCAUCAAGCGUGAGGAAACGCUGGACUACGAGAAAACAAAGACGCAUUUUGUCAUUGUGGUCGCAAAGGAUGGUGGAGGCACUUUCAACGGCAAAGAGCAGUUUUUGUCGUCCUCUGCUACCCUGACAAUUAACGUAAUAGACGCACAAGACACGCCGCCGUCGUUUAUCGGGACACCUUACUUCGGCUACGUGUAUGAAGUUUCACUGCCUGGGUCUGAAAUAUUCACUGUUGCAGCCAAAGACGGCGAUGUGGGAAAUCCAAAUCCAAUUCGUUAUUCGUUUGAAGAAGGUGACGAUGGAGUUUUUAGCAUCAACGAGACCACUGGUCGGAUCACCCUGCUCUCAAGUCCCAUGUUUCUAAAGCGAGAAAUCUUUAACAUUAAAGUCAAAGCAUCUGAAAUAAGUCCUAACGGCCGUCUACUGGACUACGGCGAGACCACAGUGAUGAUCCGCGUGGUUGACCUGAACAACAAUCCGCCGACUUUCUACGGCGAAAACGGCACCCAAAGCACGUUUGAGCUGACCAUGUACGAGCAUCCCCCAGAAGGGGAGAUACUGCGGGGGCUUAAAAUCGCAGUCAACGACUCCGAUCAGGGGGCCAAUGCAAAAUUCAACUUGAGGCUCAUUGGGCCUGGAAGAAUGCUGCGGGUGGUCCCACAGACAGUACUGAACGAGGCCCAAGUCACAAUUCUUGUGGAGGACUCGGCAGCCAUGGAUUACGAGAAGCAUCACUUCCUCACGUACAAGCUACUUGCCGUUGAGAUCGAUACGCCGGAGAGGUUCAGCUCCACGGCCGACAUCAUCAUCCAUCUCCUGGACACUAAUGACAACGCGCCGAAAUUCUCCUCCGACUACUACAUCGCCAGAAUUCCGGAGAAUUCACCUGGCGGCUCGAACGUUGUGUCCGUCCUGGCAAUAGACCCGGACUCAGGACCAUGGGGUGACGUGGCAUAUUCUGUCUAUGGGUCUGGGGCUGACUUGUUCUUGAUCCAGCCGUCCACCGGGAUCAUCUACACACAACCAUGGGCCAGCCUGGAUGCAGAGGUGCGGUCCAAGUACAACUUUUACGUCAAGGCAGAGGACUCGGAGGGCAGGUACAGCCUGGCUGAGGUGUUCGUCACCGUGUUGGACCUGAACGACCACCCGCCUGCUUUCAAUGAUAACUUCCUGGAGAAGACCAUGGUGAUUGGUGCACCAGUCAAAAUAGAGGCUGUCGACGACGAUGCGGAGAUACCCAACAACGUGAUCGAGUACGCCAUCAUGAAAGCCGAGCCCGACAACAACAUCUUUGACAUCGACGCCGACACCGGCGAGAUCAACCUCAAGUCGUACAUCAAGUCCAUGGCCAUCAUUAAGAACAUCACCAACCAGAGGGACUUCACCUGGUCGCUGGUGGUGCAGGCCCGCGACCGAGGCCAGCCGUCGUUCAGCACCACCGCCGUGGUCAAGAUCGACAUCACCGAAGCAACCCAACUCAAAGGGGGGCCUUUGGGAUCAUUUUUAAUGCACAAUAAAAACAAGCCCUUGCAAAUCGUAGGCGGGCUCGCAUGCGUCAUUAGCUUAAUGGUCACGGUCACGGUGUUCGUCUCCACCGUCACCUUCGUACGUAACAAGAAAUCCAACCGGGUCCUGCCCAACCGCCGCGUGAGGAGGAGACCGCGCAACCAGCACGCGUGGACCUUCAAGAACCCCUUCAGGAGAGCGGAGAACCCCGAGGAGAAGUUCCAGGCGGAGGAGGAAGAUCAGGACGCCAGGAACGUGGCGGAAAACCUCAACCACAACAACAACGUGGGCAACGUGGUCCGGCACUGGCCCCCGCCUCCGCCGCCGCCUAGCGCCCCUUGGCUCCCGCCUCCUCCGCCGCCGCCCUGCGUCCCGGCGGAGAGGAAGUGGGUGGUGCCCACCGUCUCGGCCGCCGUGGCGGCACGGCCCAAGAAGAAGUCGACAACGCAGGACACGGUCAACAAGGCGCUGGUGUCAGAACUCAAAAUGAGACUGGAGCAGAAGAGGAUACGCAAUCACUUAUAGUGCUGUGUGCGCAUGAAUGUGGACGUGUAUGCGGGCGUGCGGGCGUGUGUGUCUAUAUGCAGUACUUUGCAAAAGUCUUAGGCCACCGCAAGCUUUGUUGUUUUGUUCAUUGCUAUUUAUCACACAUUAUUUGAGUUUCUUCUUAACCUUCAAGUUUCAAGCAAGUUCCAAUUGCAAAAAGCAAGGAAGUCAAAAAGCAAGGGAGUCGGCCAUUUUGCAACGCUACUCCAAUGCAAAUUGGCAAAACCAUGGGCGAGGGCCUUAUGCUAAGACUUCAAAUCAUGUAGAUCCAGUUUAAGUCAAGCCGAGUCUCAUGAAUACCAAGUCAAAGUCAUUUCCAGUCUUUUGUAACUUUUAGCCAAGAAAGUCCCAAAGACCUAAAAUUGACAACUUAAGUUUGACUCUUCGGGUCAUGUGACUCGAGUCCACCACGUCUGAUUUUCAUGUGACGGGAGAAUCUCCCGGAAUAUUCUGGCCUCCUGUUUCCAUGCCAGUGUCCAAUUGUUAGUCACUAACAUGCACGUUAGAUUCAGUUCAAUGGCCUAUUGGUGUCAAUGGCCUUGCGACCAGUCCAGGAUGUAGACAGCCCCUCGCCCGAAGUCAGCUGAGAAAGUCUGCAGAUCAUCUAGGAUCCUAAUCAGAGCAACUAGUAAAGAAAAUGAAUGUAUUUUUGUCAAAUUUGCAGAUGUCUUUUUUCUUAUACCGUUUUGUCGCGCUCAUCAUAGAAAAUGAAUGGUUUACAACAGUAAACACUCAGAUGCAUACAGUACAGUUAGCACUCAAAAUACAAAAUCAAUGGAAUUUUCUAGACGGGCGGUGUGUGGGCUGAGAUAAAAACUGUAAAAUCUUGGUCAGAUUGUGAAUAAAAGUGCCGACACAGGGAUUGUCCUCUGCCAUUUGAGUCGCCAUAACAUCAACGAAACCAGCCAUCUAUGUGCUGUCCUCCAUGAACCAGGAAAUUCUGGAAGUUUGAACUAUCUUUCCACUUUCCAGAGCACUUGUCCACGUUAGCGUCACGGAUGAGCUUAUCCCAGAUGACGUUUGCCGAGCGCUGGGGUACACCCUGGACAAUUUAGUCUUCAAUUAACCUAACAUGCAUGUUUUUGGAAUUAAACCAGCACAAGCAUGGGGAGGAUCCGCCAACCUCAAAGCUUUGAACCGCGAACUGUGAAGCAGACGUGGUAACCACGUCUGCCAGGAAGUACAUUUUUAUAGCAUACACACUUCUCAACACUACAACUCCAGUAGUGUUCUAAGACUUUGCACAGUUUGCCUGGUUGUACAAUAUGAGUGGCCAUUUUUCCAGCCUCCAAACCUUUGUUACUUGUACGUUGUGUGUAAAAGUCUCUUUUGUCAAGGAUUGAAGGCACAUUGAGACAAGACUGCAUAUUUGGAUUCCAACCAAUCUCCUUUACGGGGAGAUUUCACUUGACACCAGUGCUGGCUAAGGAGAUCAGCCUGAGCUGGUCCAAAGGAAGGAAACCACAGUGAUCCGGUUAAGACCACUUUUAAUCCCAAAUACUCACCGGUACACAACACAGUUCUGCAAACUGUCUGUUUCUUCUCAUUUAAACAUGAUACCUAAUAUUCCUGAAAUUGACUGUGUUAUUUCUGUUUUUCGUUGUAUUUUUGCCAGUAAAGUUGUCCUCAAAAGG